GAAUAUUAUAUGAUAAUAUUUUGCGUUUUAGCAUGUAUUUAAUAAGACAAUGACAAAAUGUCAUAAUUCAAUAAAAGGCGUAAUUUAUAAUUAAAGGAAAUCAAAUUCUGGUUAUAUUGUAGCAUUUGUUAAGUGCAUGUGAUUAGAUAAGACGGUAUAGUGGAAAGUACUUAAGAAUCUUAUGUGUUAAAAAAAAAAAAGAGACAUAAUGGUUGUUAGUCCAGAGUUGCCACCUGUUCCAGCACCUUUAAAAAACAUUCAACAAUAUUUAAAAGUAGCUUCGACACAUGAUCAACGAGAUUGUGUUGUCAGUUAUUGGUGUCGUCUUUAUGCUCUUCAAACUGGUUUAAAAUUGUCAACCAAAACUGGCGAAGAAACAAGUUUUUUAGUGAAAUUGAUGAAUUGGUUGGAAACAACCAAAAAAGAAUUACAUGAUAAUGAAGCUAUUACCAACGAUGUAGCUGCACAGGCACAUUUAGAAAAUUGGGCAUUGAAGCUUUUUUUAUAUGCAGAUAAAAGUGAUAGGGCUUCAAAUUUUGGAAAAAAUGUUAUACAAACGUUUUAUACUGCAGGAUUACUUUAUGAUGUUUUAACAGUAUUUGGAGAGCUUACAGAUGAGGCGGCACAAAACAGAAAAUAUGCCAAAUGGAAAGCUACUUAUUUACACAACUGUAUAAAGAAUGGUGAAACUCCUAUACCAGGACCAAUAAAAGAUGAAGAUGAAGAAGAUAAUAUAAAUGAAUUUUCAGAUAAAGCUAAUUCUAAUUCGCAUAGUAAUAUACCCGAUGAUGAUGACAAUACCUCAAACUUGGAUGCUUCUAGUCCAACUAAUGUCAACAUAUUCAAUCCUAUACCUACUGGAUCAGAAAAUGAAGGUGAUGGAAAGACUACAUAUAAUCUUCCAGAUUUAAAAACUAUAAAAGUAGAUGGUGGAAUUACAUUAUCAACAGAACAGGUAACUAAAGCUCAAAAAUAUAUUAAGUGGGCUGGAAGUGCUUUAAAUUAUGAUGAUGUGCCUACUUCAGUUUUAAAUCUUCAAAAGGCAAUACAUCUGUUAACAACUGGUCAAGAUCCAGCUUAAUUACAAGUGCCUAAUAAUCUAUUAGGUUCUAAUGUAUAAAUUUUUAAUUUAUAAUUUUAGUAUAUGAAUUCUCUUCUUGCUUAUUAAUGUUACAAAAUAUAAAUUGCAAUGUAAUGUUAAAUAGUUGUAGAAAGACUAAACAAAUUAUUACCAUUAAUUGAUUAAGAAUAUCUUUCUAUAUAAAUGUAAUUUAUGAUUUCAUUGUUUAAAUAAAUAAAUCGCAUCACAUUACUGCUUUAAAAACACAA
Vespa crabro (European hornet) is the source of this 1329-nucleotide messenger RNA. RefSeq names its product vacuolar protein sorting-associated protein VTA1 homolog (gene Vta1). The record is from RefSeq and is a predicted model, not a curated record. The transcript is spliced from 5 exons. Gene Ontology annotation, cellular component: multivesicular body. Bases 209 to 1081 code for a protein of 290 amino acids. NCBI's taxonomy places the organism in Eukaryota, Metazoa, Arthropoda, Insecta, Hymenoptera, Vespidae. Gene Ontology annotation, biological process: late endosome to vacuole transport via multivesicular body sorting pathway.